Messenger RNA from Penicillium olsonii, 1623 nucleotides. Lineage: Eukaryota; Fungi; Ascomycota; Eurotiomycetes; Eurotiales; Aspergillaceae. The record is from the annotation of a GenBank genome assembly.
AUGAGUGAACCGAAAGUCGAUCAGUCGUCGCAAGAAGACACGCCCAUUGCCUCCGAUACAACAGGUGAUGACGAGAAUGUCCCUAGUCUCUCGACCUGGAGGUUGGCUUUUGUCACUACGGGAAUUCUCCUCACAUAUUUGACAGUGGCAACGGCCCUUCCUACAAUCGCAUCAGAAUUCAACAGCACACAAGAUAUCGGGGCAUAUGGAUCAGCAUUUCUGCUCCCUCAGGCGGUCCUGCAGCCUUUCUUCGGGAAACUCUAUGCGGUAUGGAGUAUCAAACCAGUAUAUUUGGGAUCGCUCGCUAUGUUCGAAGUUGGAUCGGUCAUUGCGGCAACAGCAAAAACUUCGAGUGCCCUAAUCGGUGGUCGUGCGCUGUCUGGGAUCGGCGCUGUCGGUUUGACCGUGGGCGGUUUGAUUAUUCUCACAACGCUAGCAAAGCCGCAGGUGCAGAAUCUUCUGGUCGGAAUUGCGAGCUCUGUCAUCAGCAUCAGUUCUGUCCUUGGCCCCCUUUUCGGGGGACUGCUGGUUGAUGGCCCCGGAUGGCGAUGGUGCUUCUGGAUCAACUUGCCUAUUGGAGGGGUAGUGAUUUUACUGCUCUUUGCAUCAAUGACGUUCUCAACGCCCAAAACACCUGCGAGAGAGCAGCCACUCAAGGAGAAGCUCAUGCACCUGGAUCUGCUGGGAACAGCGAUUUGGGCGCUUUGUCUAAUCUCGUUGCUUCUGGCAUUGCAGUAUGGCGUACAGCGACCGUGGAAUGACACCACCAUAAUCGUCUUGUUCUGCGUCUCGGGGGCGUCUUUGCCGGUGUUUCUGUUCCAACAAUUCAAACGCACCCGUCAAGGACUCUUUCCCCUGCGCAUCAUUCGCCGCCGCAAUGUUUGGGCAGCUUGUGGGCUGUUGUCAUUCCUUUUUGCAACUUUGGGAGCCAUCUUCUACUAUCUCCCAUUAUUUUUCCAGGCGGUGCAAGGUCUUUCCGCCCAGCAAAGUGGGUUCCGCACCAUCGCAUACGUUGUUUCCUCCGCCCUUGGUGUGGGCAUAGCCGUAGCGGCGAUGACCCAGCUGCGACACAUCAAUCCACUUCUGAUCGUCGGAUCGUCGAUUUUCUGGAUCUCCACGGGACUUUUCACCACGUUCAAAGUGGAUAGCUCAACUGCAUACAUCGUGGGGAUUCAGGUCUUGGCCGGAGUGGGGUUCGGGCUAUGCGUUCUCUGUCAAACAGUUUGUCCGAGAUUGGUUCUUGACAAGAUGGAAAUCCAGUUGUGCCAUAGCGUUACGCUGAUGCUGCAGGUCUUGGCCAGCACAUUUGCCAUUCAAAUUGCCAAUAUCGCACUCAGCCAGAUUCUCUCCGAUAAUUUAGAGAGUCUGGAUCUCCCCUCUGCGAUUCAGCAAGCAGCGCUCGCAGACCUAGAGCAUAUUCGGGCGAAUCUUCCUGCUGAUGCGGUCGAUCGGGUUUUAGGGGCGCUUGCCAACGCAUUCCAAAAGGCAUUCAACAUCGGAAUCGGAACUGCGGCCGUAGCGUGGGCAUUUUCGCUGCUCGUCGAGUGGCGCCGGGUGGAGGGGAAGGAGAAGAGCGAAGAACCCGAGUUGUCAGACGGGCCCGGGCCCACAUCGUCAGACUAG